Nymphalis io (European peacock) is the source of this 1864-nucleotide messenger RNA. Its product is annotated as GTP-binding protein 2-like. Lineage: Eukaryota; Metazoa; Arthropoda; Insecta; Lepidoptera; Nymphalidae. The coding region runs from base 663 to 1301 and encodes 212 amino acids. Gene Ontology annotation, biological process: translational elongation. The record is from RefSeq and is a predicted model, not a curated record. Gene Ontology annotation, molecular function: GTPase activity; GTP binding; translation elongation factor activity. The transcript is spliced from 8 exons.
GAAUUGCAUUAUUAUGGAAACACAAAGAAAAGAGAAAAAAAAAAUAAAUAAAAAUUAACAAAAAUUAACUGUAAAGUGGUGUGGCAUCCAAAAUGGACAACCUCUCAGUUGAAGCUGGCAUAAUAUUAACCCAGCACUGAUUUUCAGAGGCCUCCAUGUGACAGUGACGGACGGCCAUGUAAACGUGACAAAGAGUAAUAUCAAAUAUUAAAGUGGUAGAUUGUUACGUAUAAACAAGUUAUUAAAUUACAAGUUAAUAAAACUUAAAACUAAAGUCGUUAUCUGAAAUACAUAUACGAUUAUAAAAAAAUAGGAGAUUAAAUCCGAUAUACAGAUUAAAAAAGUUGACAUUUAGGCGGUAUUUUUGAAAAUUAAUAUGACUCCGACUCAAACUCAGCGAUCAACGCCAUGGGAAGUAAUGGCGGCCAAUGCUAUUAAGAAACAACACGGCGAAUGAGCAUUCUGAGAAGCGAGAAUAGAGACGGCGAUAAUGGUAUUCCUAAAAACCUACAGUGGAGGAAGACACUCCGCAACCAAUAUGACAUGAACAAUCUGCAUGAAACAAAUUGGCCAUGCAAUUAUAGGUUACGAAGUGGGGGCGGCAGAUUGUUCCAACAUUUGGUCGCGGCGUAUUUGAAGCUUCCACGAAAGGCUGCAGUACGAUGUGGGUGCACAAGCAGCAAAUAGGAAUUCGCCCUGGUAGAGGUAAUGUCGUCAACUACGGUUGUUCCGAGCUGAUGACAGCGGAGCGCAUCGGAGAGAGGAGCGCCAAGCUGGUGUCUUUCCUGAACCUGGCGGGCCACAGCAAGUACCAACGCACCACGCUCCACGGGCUCACGGGUUACUCCCCGCACUACGCCAUGCUCGUUAUUUCGGCAACAGCCGGUAUAACUCGCAUCACAGAAGAACACAUCGGUCUUCUGCUGGCUUUGGACAUGCCGUUCUUCGCAGUCAUCAACAAAUGUGAACUGGUUAGCAACAUCAAUGCUGUUGUAGCGAGGCUGACUCAAUUGUUGGAACCCGCUAAUAAGAAACCGCUGUUAAUAACUGACGAGAAUAUGGCAAGGAACUGCGUUGCGCCGCAAAAGUCGAUACUGGACAACAUAGACAAUCUAGACGAGGAAAUCAAAAAGGAUGAGGAGGUGGCCGUGUUCCCGGUAAGCUGCGUGCGCGGCGCCGGCCUCAACGCGCUGCACGCGUGCCUGCUGGCGCUGGCUCCGCGCCGCGACCUGCACCGCCCCGAGGACUUGAGUGAACCAUAUGUUGCGCAGUUGACUAGUAUCCUUUUUAUUAAAUUAUAAAUGUUAUAAUUUAUGUCACUUUACAGGAGGCGUGCGAGUUUCAAAUAGACGAAAUUUUCCACGUAGGGUACUCGACGGGGCCCGUCGUGGGGGGACUGCUCGCGCGAGGGCGACUCUACGAGGGCGACGAAAUUAUCAUAGGACCUCUGGAGUCCGGCGAGUUCGCGGAGAUAUCCGUGCGCACGAUAUACCGCAACCGCGUCCCGUGCGGCAGCGUGCGCGCGGGACAGUCGGCGUCGCUGGGCCUGGGGCGCUUUCCGCCGGGACUGCGGCAGGGCAUGUUGCUGCUAGCGCGGCCGGGGGGCUACGCCGCGGGACUAUCAGAACUAGUCCACUCGUCGCAAGCUUCGGAGAAGAAUCAAAAGAACGCGAGGAGACAGAACAAGAAUAUCCUCCAGGACAUCGCCAACGUGAAGAACAGCCUCACGAAGACUUCGGACACGAAGUGCACGAACGUGUACGUGUCGGACGACGGGAGCAAGUACAGCGACGCGCACGUGUCGAGCGACACGCAGGACAAGUGCGUGUGUGACGACCUGGUGUUCCUCGAAGACCCAAACGAC